Molecule: messenger RNA, 1474 nt
Organism: Echinops telfairi (small Madagascar hedgehog)
Lineage: Eukaryota; Metazoa; Chordata; Mammalia; Afrosoricida; Tenrecidae
Gene: SBDS
Product: SBDS ribosome maturation factor
Exons: 5
Coding region: 111-863 (250 amino acids)
Biological process (GO): ribosome biogenesis; cytosolic ribosome assembly
Source: RefSeq, a predicted model, not a curated record
GGUGGGGCCGCGCGCUUCGCGGUCGUUAUUGGCCGCUGCGGGGACGUUACCGCAGCGCCGGUGGCGGGAUCAGCCUGGUUGGCCGGACGCGAGGCCGCUGAGCAGUCACCAUGUCCAUCUUCACCCCCACCAACCAGAUCCGCCUCACCAAUGUGGCCGUGGUGCGCAUGAAGCGCGCCGGGAAGCGCUUCGAAAUCGCCUGCUACAAAAACAAGGUCGUUGGCUGGCGGAGCGGCGUGGAGAAAGACCUGGACGAAGUUCUGCAGACCCACUCGGUGUUUGUCAAUGUCUCGAAAGGUCAGGUGGCCAAGAAGGAAGACCUCAUCAGUGCCUUUGGGACCGACGACCAGACGGAGAUCUGUAAGCAGAUUCUGAUGAAAGGCGAGGUUCAGGUGUCUGACAAAGAGAGGCACACACAGCUGGAGCAGAUGUUUCGGGACAUUGCGACGAUCGUAGCCGACAAAUGUGUGAACCCCGAAACAAAGCGGCCCUACACCGUCAUCCUCAUCGAGAGGGCCAUGAAGGACAUCCACUACUCGGUCAAAGCCAACAAGAGCACGAAGCAGCAGGCACUGGAGGUGAUCAAGCAGUUGAAAGAGACCAUGAAGAUCGAGCGUGCUCACAUGCGGCUGCGCUUCCUGCUGCCCGUGGGUGAUGGCAAGAAGCUGAAAGAGAAGCUCAAGCCCUUGCUCAAGGUCAUAGAGAGUGAAGACUACGGUCAGCAGCUGGAAAUUGUGUGUCUGGUUGACCCUGGCUGCUUCCGGGAAAUAGAUGAGCUCAUCAAAAAGGAGACGAAGGGCAAGGGGUCUCUGGAUGUGCUCAGCCUGAAAGACGUGGAAGAAGGAGACGAAAAGCUGGAGUGAGGGUGUCCUGCUGCCCAGCUCUAAAACACAAACCUGUUUACUUUUCCGAUGUGAUAACUGUUGUAUUUCUGCCAAAUCCUCGCUCAGAUGAUUUGAAGCGCUCCAUGUGUGUCAAAACAUGCACACAGGAAAGGAAGUCUCCCCCCUCCAGAAGUGUAAGAAUGUGGGAUUAAUUCUCUUGUAAUUAGAGGUGGGGCCAAGGCUGGUGUUUGGCUGUCUUGUCCCUUUGUGGGCCUCUCAGGUGGAAGCUCUGUGAGCCCGCUGCUCUGGGUGAGUCUUGGGGAGAGGUUGCAGGUUGCUGUGAGGUUACUAUUGAAGGGGUAGUUUUGUGUGAGGGCACAGUGUGUGGAGAAGGAAAGCUGUCUUGUCUUCUGAUACCAUGGUGAGAAGUGUACAGAGAGGUGACCAUAUAUCAUGGGGCACAAUGUGCACUGUGAACGUGUGAAAACGGCACCCACGAGGACUGUGCAGGGUUCCAGCCUUCCCACUGACCAUGACCCCAGACCCUCAGUGGUUCUCAAGUCAUGUGCCCUCAUUCUGAAAGUGUCUAAUAUAUACUAAUAGAGCUGAAACAAUAUACACUCAAUAAAGCUGUCCUUAUUUUGAUCAAA